AUGUACAAAUUAAUCUUUUCAGCUUUAUGCACAUUACUUAUUUUACAAGUCUUGUCAAUUGAACAAGUCAAUGCCAGCUGUUGUGCUGGAACACAAGUUGGUACAGGUGAAUCUGGAUGCAUUGGUACCUAUGCAGAGGAUGACUACUGGAAGAGCUGGCAAUGCUUUAGCUGGGACGCCUUCUCCCCAGCACAAUGUGACAUAUGUAUUGCACACUGGACAUCCGGUGCUUUGGGUGUAUUCAUCGGUGUACCAAUCGCUAUCGUAGUUUUAAUUAUCAUUUGUUGUACAGUUAUUUGUUGUCGUAGAUCAAGACAUCAUCACCAUACCACUGUUGUUGCAGGAGGUAAUCCAUACCAACCAUUACCAAAUCAUCAAGUAGCUUACCAAGCUGCACCACAAUACCAACAACCACAAUACCAACAACAACAAUACCAACAACAUGGUCAUCAUCAUCAUGGUCAACACUAA
This is a messenger RNA of Cavenderia fasciculata, 471 nucleotides long. RefSeq lists its product as uncharacterized. The transcript is spliced from 2 exons. The record is from RefSeq and is a predicted model, not a curated record. Lineage: Eukaryota; Evosea; Eumycetozoa; Acytosteliales; Cavenderiaceae. The coding region runs from base 1 to 471 and encodes 156 amino acids.